CGACAAGUUUGACGAGCCUACAAACAAUACAAUCUUUGCGGAUUUACACGGUGCAAACACGAACACGGGAACGAAAGGUGCUCUCGAACCACGACAACGCGGUUCGUAUUUACAUAGCUUAUCUGACACACACACACUAGUGUAAAUGCGCCAAAACCAAAAGUCAUUGGGCGUUUGCGUGAUGCUGGAGCUGUCUUCAUACGUCGUUGAACCGGGAACGACGGCGGUAGUAUAGGUAUUUGCUGUGUGUUUUAGUUUAUCGCAAAAUUCCAAAAGAUCUCCAUAGAAAUUGCUAUUCUACGCUUUCGUAUCAUCAUGUGUGACGAAAAGGAAAUCAAAGAAGCUUUCGAUGUUGCGCUGGAACUAGUGAAACAAUGCAAUGAAAUAGUAUUGGAAGGGUUCCGUUCCGCUUCCAAGCGGGUUGAAGUGAAAGGUAAACACUGGGAUCUAGUAACCGAGUACGAUCAACGUGUGGAGAACGUUCUGAUAGCAGGACUGCGGCAACACUUUCCUCACCAUAAGUUUUGUGCGGAAGAAUCAUCAUUUGCUAGCGGGGAUAAAUUGAUGCUCGGGCCAGAACCGACAUGGAUAAUUGACCCAAUUGACGGAACGGUUAAUUUCGUACGAGGUGUUCCAUUCACGUGUAUUUCCGUUGCCUUGGCGAUCAAUGGUGAAAUUCAGAUCGGUAUUAUAGCGAAUCCGACGACCAAUGAACUUUACACCGCCAUUAAAGGGCAAGGGUCAUUUUUGAAUGGUUCCCGUAUCACAACGCGCGCAACGAAAGAACUUAAGGAAGCUUUGGUGGGGCACGAAUUUUCAAUCGGAAGCUACCAACCCAUACGGGCAGCACUAUUCGAGCGCGGUCAACGAUUCAUCACUGAAUGUGUAGGGUUACGGGCCUUCGGUUCAGCUGCACUUACGCUGGCAUACAUAGCUAGCGGACAGAUAGAUGUGUACAGCAUACAAUUUCUUAAGCCUUGGGACAUUGCUGCAGGCUCUUUGCUUAUCCAGGAAGCUGGAGGUACAGUCAUUAGCAUCACAGGAGGAAAGUACGAUAUCAUGAAGCCGGAUAUUAUAGCAGCGAGUAGCGAACUAUUGGCACAGAGGGUACUGCAAAUUAUACGUGCAGUUGAUGAAGAUUUAAAACAAGUGAAAUCAACGUAACACCUUUAGUUCGAUCAAUAAAUUUGCAUUGGGUUCUUUUCCAGCUAAACAAUAAAUACGUGCAAGGGG
Anopheles funestus (African malaria mosquito) is the source of this 1233-nucleotide messenger RNA. RefSeq lists its product as uncharacterized. Gene Ontology annotation, molecular function: inositol monophosphate 1-phosphatase activity. The transcript has 2 exons. Bases 316 to 1164 code for a protein of 282 amino acids. Lineage: Eukaryota; Metazoa; Arthropoda; Insecta; Diptera; Culicidae. The record is from RefSeq and is a predicted model, not a curated record. Gene Ontology annotation, biological process: phosphatidylinositol phosphate biosynthetic process; inositol metabolic process; signal transduction.